AUGACUUCUCCGGCCCUCACGACAACUGAGAGCCUUCCAGCAGACGCGGGCCGCUCGGGCCCCUUCGACAACCCGCAGGAAGACGCCUCUGAGUUUGGCGAGGAAAACUCAGAAACCAAUGACGUCGGCGACGAUCACGCACCGAAACAGCAACCCCAGAAGCGACGACGAGUGACGCGUGCCUGCGACGAAUGCCGGCGCAAGAAGAUCAAGUGCGACGGCAAGCAGCCCACUUAUGACCAGCCCUCAAACCGCCGCCGCAAUGCGACGCCCCAGUACAUUGAGGCUCUCGAAAGCCAGCUCAAGCGCGCAAAGGCGCUACUGCACGUGGUGCUGCCAACCGUGGAUUUGAAUGACCCCGCCAUAGACGCCCACCUCCAGAACGGCCUGUUACCACAGCUGCCCCAAGCAGCUGUGCGGCCUCCUGUGAUGCCUGUAGACCCCCGGAUCGCGCAACACCAGGCACCGGCCCACAAUGAAGACCAGCCUGAUUCGCACCUGGAAGCCAUGGUCAAAGCGACGGGCCAGCUUGAUCUCGACGAAGAGGGCAAAUGGGACUAUCAGGGCCACUCUUCAGGACUCAGCUUUAUGAGGGGCCUGCGGCAAUUCGAUGACAUGUUCCAAAUCCCUUCGGACGAGUCGCCGUCCCUCCGGCACCAAUCCAUGUCCUACGAACCGCCGUCUCCUUCCCUUUCAAUCGCUGGAUCCACUACAGCUCCGUCAAACGUGCCCCUGCCCAGCCAGGAAAAUGCACGCAUUCUCUGUGACAGUGCCAUCAUCCAGUACAGCGCCAUGCUGCGCGUUGUCCAUCUCCCCACUUUCUACAAGCAAAUGAGCCGUCUUUACGAAGUCGCUCCCGAGAAUUACGGCAGCGCCGAGACUAGCUUUCUACCUCUAUUCUACUCCGUUCUAGCUUUGGGCAAACUCUAUUCCGAAAAUGACACCGGGGUCGAUGUAGCAAGCUACGACAUCCUUACCGACGAGGGACUCAAGUACUUCAAAGCUUCGCGCCAGCUCUUGGACAUUACUGACUGCAGGGAUCUGACUUCACUUCAAGCCAUCAUUUUCAUGAUCCAAUUCUUGCAAUCGUCAGCCAAGCUUAGCACUUGCUAUGCUUACAUCGGAGUUGCUCUGCGCUCUGCGCUACGCAUGGGCUUGCACCGUUCAUUCAACGUCAAGUUCAAUCCCAUCGAAGCGGAAACACGUAAACGCAUAUUUUGGGUGAUUCGAAGGAUGGACACAUACGUCGGGGCCAUGCUCGGUUUACCGCGAUUUCUGGACGAUGAGGACAUUGAUCAAGAGUGGCCAGUUGAGGUCGAUGACGAGUAUAUUACGGAGACGGAGAUUCUGCCCAUGCCCAAUGGAAGCAUUUCUGUCAUGGCGGCCUUCAAUGCCCACACGCGUCUCGUCCAAAUCUUGAACAAGAUCUGCAAGUACGUCUACCCUAUCAAAGGCACACAAUCAGGCGCCAAGAACUCUGUGACCUAUUCUGUGGGCUACUCCAAGAUUCGCGAAAUCGAACAGGAUCUAGCAAGAUGGCUCGAUGAGCUGCCUAUCGCGCUCAGGCCGGGCGGUGAUGCCCCUCCAAUCAUCAGGAGGGUGCAACAACUUCUCCUGGAAGGGAAGGACGUAUUGGCGUACUUCGCGAAGAGGAGCCUGGCCGCUGAUAGGUGCAGCACAGCACUAAAGGGCAUGUUUGAACGUCUCCCGGAAUCAAUCAGACAUGGUGGAGAGAUCAUUGCAUCGAGGAAGCGCCGACAAGGAAGCUCGCCGCACUCUCUUGGCACCCGCCCUACGUUUGGUCAGAGCGACUCUGCCGCACCCCGCCGUGCGAGUACCUAUCCCGAUAGCAUUCCCAAUGUCAAGACUGCUGGCCAAGCCCAGUCAUUUGAGUCUGGCGGCCCUGACUUUGGUAGCAUCGGCUUGGGUUCUUCUUAUCCCGCACACUCGGUCUCCAACCCCAAUCUAUUCGAUGGUGUGCCAGGCCUUACACCUACAUCAUCCAACGAUAGCCUACCGAGCUUUGGCUUGGCUCCUAUUCAUGACUCGCAGCAGACAUCAUCUGCUUUUGGUCCAACAAGCCUAGGCAACCCUUUGGCAGACCCGUCAGGUCUUAAUGUCCCCAUCGCAGACAUCUCAACAAUGAUGUUUCCGUCUGCCGACCCGCUCGCCUACCCCAACCAGCCCAUGACUGCUUUUGAAAACAAACAUCCACAAACUUUCGACCGCAGUACUGGCACCCCGGUGAGCGGACACCCUCCUCAACUCUCGACCAGUAUGGAGAUGAAAGGACACCCGGCCAUGUUUGCUCCCACGAGCACGCCCAAUUCGCAAGCCCGACCCAUGGACAGUGAGGCACAGAUCUUUACUUCCAUGCCCAUGUAUUUCAUGCAGGGUAACCAGCAGUACCGCGGAUAUCCACCUCAGCAGGGUUUUGGAGGGUAUCGUAGUGAGGACUGUUGCAGGACCAAGGAGGAUAUCGGCUCGUGGUUUACCGGAAGGAACAUGGAAAAGUGUAUAUCUAGGCGCGGUGACGCUGGAUAUGUGAGGAUCAUGGGGAUGAAGAUCGCGCAAUGGGAUGCUGAGAUUGCCUCGGGAGAGAUGGAUAGCACCCGCUACCCUGAACUAAGUCACACGCCAUGUGAGAACGGCUUCGCUGCUGCAAUCCCUGGUGACUUCAACAACACGUUCAGGUGCCAUAAUAUCGACCUCUACCAUUUCCUCCCACAUUCCCUCCUUGGCAGCUCUGAUGGACAAGGCUCCUCUUCUUGGGGCUGGACAUCAGAGGAUGGACGCGAGUUUGUAGCAAUCGGCCAGUUCGACGGUACCGCCUUUGCAGAGAUCAGCAGCGAAGGAAAGCUGAUCUAUCUGGGCCGCCUGCCUCCUUUCGACCCUGUCGGAUCCCGCUGGCGCGAGAUUCGCGUGAUGAGGGACUAUGCCGUCAUUGGUAGCGAGGCCAUCAACCACGGUGUUCAGAUCUUCGACAUGAAGAAGUUGUUGGACCUCGACGGAAGCGAGCCGAUGAACUUUACCCAAGAUGAUUUGACCGGUCACUGGGGUCUGACUGAUGACUGGAAUGCUCUCCCGGUUGGCCGAACCCACAACAUCGUUGUCAACGAGGAACUCAACUACGCCGUGGCAGUUGGAUCAGUUGGCGGUAACGAGACUAUCCGUGUCCGCGGCGAUUUGCCAUGUCGCGGAGGCCUCAUCUUCAUCGACAUGAGCGACCCUGAAAACCCGACCAGCCCAGGUUGUGCUUCUGCUGAUGGCUAUGUCCACGAUGCCGAAUGCAUCGUCUACCGCGGACCAGACACGAAGUACUACGGCCGCGACAUCUGCUAUGGUUACAACGAAGACACACUAACCAUCUACGACGUAACUGACAAAGCCGGCAACACCACCAACAUCAUCUCUCGCACCACAUACCCUGGAGCAGAGUACGUCCAUCAAGGUGUCGUCAACAACGCAACCUGGCAGGAAUACAUCUUCCUCGACGAUGAAUUCGACGAGCGCGACGCCAAAGUCGGUCCCAUGACACAGGGUCUGCCCACCACCCACAUCUUCGACAUCCGCGACCUGGAGAACCCCUUCUAUUCCGGCAACUACGAGGGAAAGCGCCGCAGUAUUGACCACAACCAAUACGUCGUUGGCGACUACCUCUACCAAUCGAACUACGGAAACGGUCUCAACGUCCUGGACAUCCACACCAUCACGCAGGAUCCCAGUGGCGACGGCAUCUGCGAAGCCGGAUUCUUCGACAUCUACCCCGAAGACGACGAGAACGAAGGUGGCGGCACAGUAGCCUUCCUCGGCUCCUGGUCCAGCUACGCGAACUUCAAGAGCGGAUUUAUCUUCGUGCACACUAUCGAGCGUGGUAGCUUCGUCGUCAAGAUGUCGAGCAAGGAGUGUGCAAAGCCAGCCGUUUGCGAAGUAGACUCUUGUCUUACGUCGAUGCGCACAGCAAACGUGGAGGGUAGACUUCAGGCUUCGCAAGAGUUCUGCGGUAAUUUCACUCAGAGGCUGAUUGAUGAUGUUCGUGCUGUGCCUGAGUUUGCGCAGGAGGCUUGUGCGGGGGAGCAAGUGGUUGCGCAGGUUAGCAGUGCGUGUGCUUGCUUGCCUACCCUUGCUGUGCCUGAGUUGCCAAGGACGACAACUAGGGGGCCAGUGCCUACUGUGCUGCCGCCGAGGGUCUAG
Alternaria hordeiaustralica is the source of this 4194-nucleotide messenger RNA. RefSeq lists its product as uncharacterized. The transcript is spliced from 10 exons. Gene Ontology annotation, biological process: DNA-templated transcription; regulation of DNA-templated transcription. Gene Ontology annotation, cellular component: extracellular region. The record is from RefSeq and is a predicted model, not a curated record. Gene Ontology annotation, molecular function: DNA-binding transcription factor activity, RNA polymerase II-specific; zinc ion binding; DNA binding. Lineage: Eukaryota; Fungi; Ascomycota; Dothideomycetes; Pleosporales; Pleosporaceae. The coding region runs from base 1 to 4194 and encodes 1397 amino acids.